Indicator indicator is the source of this 336-nucleotide messenger RNA. Its product is annotated as histone H2B. NCBI's taxonomy places the organism in Eukaryota, Metazoa, Chordata, Aves, Piciformes, Indicatoridae. Gene Ontology annotation, cellular component: nucleosome. The transcript has 2 exons. The record is from RefSeq and is a predicted model, not a curated record. Gene Ontology annotation, molecular function: DNA binding; protein heterodimerization activity; structural constituent of chromatin. The coding region runs from base 1 to 336 and encodes 111 amino acids.
AUGCAUAGUCAUUCUCCCACUUCUGAGGACAAGAAGGCUAAGAGGAAGCCUAAGAGAAAUGAAACGUAUUCAGUCUACAUCUACAAAGUACUGAAGCAGGUCCACCCGGACAUCGGCAUCUCCUCUAAGGCCAUGAGCAUCAUGAACUCCUUUGUCAAUGACAUCUUCGAGCGCCUGGCCUCGGAGGCCUCUCGCCUGGCCCACUACAACCAGCGCUCCACCAUCUCCAGCCGGGAGGUGCAGACGGCAGUGAGGCUGCUGCUGCCUGGCGCGCUGGCCAAGCACGCUGUGUCCGAGGGCACCAAGGCCGUCACCAAGUAUACCAGCAGCAAGUGA